AUGUCUGUGGUAGUGGCUGGCAAGGCGGUGCCGUUCGUGGAGCUGACGGUGGCGCACGCGUCGGUGCUGACCAUCCUGGCCAUCAGCUUCGAGCGCUACUACGCCAUCUGUGAGCCGCUGCGGGCCGGCUACGUGUGCACCAAGGCGCGCGCGCUGCUCAUCUGCCUGCUCGCCUGGGCGCUCGCCGCCCUCCUCACCAGCCCAAUGCUGGUGAUCGCGAAGGUCGAAUACCACGAGUACGCGGACGGGUCAGAGUUCGCGGCGUGCCUGAGCGAGGCGGCGACUGCCUGGCCGCGGCUGUUCUUCGCUGCGAGCGCGGCGCUGUUCUUCGCGCUGCCCCUGCUGCUGCUGCUGGUGCUGUACGGCCGCAUCGCGCGCCACCUCGUGGCCGCCACCGCCCCCGCCGGCAGCGCCGCCCCCGCCGAGCCUGGCCCGGCGCGCGCGCGCCGACAGGUGGCGCUCAUGCUGGCCACCGUCGUGCUCUCCUUCUUCCUCUGCCUGCUGCCCUUCCGCGCCUUCGCCCUCUGGGUCAUCUUCGCGAGCGACGAGGCCGUCGCCGGGCUCGGCCCCGAAGCUUACUUCAACCUGCUCUACUUCUGCCGCACCAUGCAUUACGUCAACUCGGCGAUGAACCCCAUCCUGUACAACCUGAUGUCGUCCAAGUUCCGCGCGGGGUUCGCGCGGCUGUGCGGCCUGGGGCGGCGGCGGCGGCUGGCGCUGCUGAGUCGCGGGUCGGGAGGCGCGCGCAACGGCACGCUGCGCACCACCACCUCCAGCUGCACGUCGCGCUCCAGCGGGCGGCGGCCGCUGCGCUCCUCGCCGGACCUGCUGGGCUGGCGCUCCUCUUCCUCUUCGCGGACGUCGCUGCCGCCGUCGCUGUCCCGCGCCCUCGCGCCCAGGGGCAGCGACGCCAGCGAAUCCUCCGCCGUGACGUCACUCUGCGAGUCGAGCCCUCCGCGCCGCCAGCGGCCGGCCAACGGCAGCAGUCCGCCGCGCAAGUCCAGCGCCGCCGAGUCGCGGGCCGACGCCUUCAGGAGGAACGCUAUGAUGAGGUCUACGCUGCUCACCCUCGAUGUGGCCGACAUAGACGCUAUCGACGAGGCGCCCGAGAGUUGCUCACAGCGUGUUGUUAAAAUGCUUGCAUCAACACCACGAGCCUUAAAACAGAGCAGAAAAGUUGUGGCUCCCGUUAUCCUGGUGGCGGAGUACGGCACGGAGGAGUACUUCGACGGCUCGAUGGUGCCCGUGUGUUUCUCCAUGGUGGACUCGUUCUGGCCGGCCUUCUUCUUCCUGGCGACCAUCGCCGUCUUCUUCCUGGUUCCGCUCAUCAUCCUGGUGGUACUGUAUGGCGUCAUCGCGCGGCACCUCAUGGCCAACCCGCGCAUCAUGUCCGUGCAUCAGCAGCUGCACUACAGGUACCGCAAGCAGGUGGUGCUGAUGCUGGGCACGGUGGUGGCGGCGUUCUUCGUGUGUCUGCUGCCGUUCCGCGCCUUCACCGUCUGGAUCAUCGCCGCGCCGCCGGAGACGGUGGUCUCGAUCGGCUACGAGAACCACUACGGGCUGCUGUGCCUGUGCCGCGUGAUGCACUACCUCAACUCGGCUGUGAACCCCAUCCUGUACAACCUGAUGUCGUCCAAGUUCCGCGACGGCUUCUCGCGGCUGUGCUGCCGCUGCGGCUGGGCCGGUGGUCCGCUGGGCCGGCGAGGCACCGGCCUGUCCUCCAGCGCGACCGCCACCACUGUACGCUCCUCGGCGGGUGACUCGCUCUGGAGGCGGCCGGGCCGCGCCUCCUCCAGCUCCAGCCGUAGCCGCAGGGCCGAGCGCCGCCUGCUGCACCACAUCGCCAGGGAGUGCUCCGUCUCCGUCCACAACGGCGUCUGCGCCGUCAAGGCCGGCCGUGCCAAGGACGUCUCUUACCUGUGA
Molecule: messenger RNA, 1923 nt
Organism: Schistocerca nitens (vagrant locust)
Lineage: Eukaryota; Metazoa; Arthropoda; Insecta; Orthoptera; Acrididae
Exons: 6
Coding region: 1-1923 (640 amino acids)
Biological process (GO): G protein-coupled receptor signaling pathway
Cellular component (GO): plasma membrane
Molecular function (GO): G protein-coupled receptor activity
Source: RefSeq, a predicted model, not a curated record